Messenger RNA from Diachasma alloeum, 2122 nucleotides. It is a transcript of the gene TMS1, whose product is annotated as probable serine incorporator. Gene Ontology annotation, cellular component: membrane. The record is from RefSeq and is a predicted model, not a curated record. The coding region runs from base 300 to 1697 and encodes 465 amino acids. NCBI's taxonomy places the organism in Eukaryota, Metazoa, Arthropoda, Insecta, Hymenoptera, Braconidae. The transcript is spliced from 8 exons.
ACAUCUUGGCCUUCCUCUCCCUUCCACUGCGAGAACUGCGAGCAACUGCGCGAGUGAGCAAUGUUUUCCUGGAAUUGAGAGUGAAGUUGGUCACGAGUGAGUCCCACAACGUUCGAUAGAACAGUUCUGUCAAGUGCAUCAACCUCUGCACGCCAUUGGGUUGUUCUUCUCCGCAGUCAGCUGUAAUCUCUAAACGUCUGGCGCAUUAUCUUGAAAAAAGGACGAUUUUCGGGUUUACGAGGACUUCGAUUGACUGAAAAGAGUUGCUGGAUACGUGGAGUUGAUACUACUAGUGAACGAUGGGUCUCAUUUGCUCCACAGCGCAGCUGGCCUGUCUGUGCGGCAGUACUGCCUGCAGUUUCUGCUGCUCCCAAUGUCCAUCAUGCAGGAACAGCACCAGCUCCAGGAUCAUGUAUGCUUUGUUACUGAUGCUAGGAACAAUUGCUGCCUGCAUUACCCUCGCUCCAGGUCUCCAAGACACAUUGAAAAAGGUUCCAUUCUGCGCCAACAGUAGCAACUACUACCCUUCAUCAUUCACCGUGGACUGCAAUUCAGCAGUUGGCUAUCUCGCUGUAUACCGAAUUUGUUUUAUCAUAUCCUUGUUCUUCUUUCUCAUGUCGACGAUGAUGAUUGGGGUGAAGAGUUCCAAAGAUCAUCGAGCCCCCAUACAAAAUGGAUUUUGGGCCAUCAAGUAUCUCCUCAUAAUCGGUGGUAUCAUUGGAGCCUUCUUCAUACCUGAAAGAUCCUUUGGACCUGUCUGGAUGUACUUUGGAAUGUUCGGAGGAUUCUUCUUCAUACUUAUUCAAUUGAUUCUCAUCAUUGAUUUUGCUCACUCGUGGGCUGAAUCUUGGGUCGGUAAUUAUGAAGAGACUGAAUCGAAAACUUGGUAUGCAGCACUACUGGGUGCAACUUUCUUCAAUUACUGUGUGGCUAUUGCUGGUAUUGCAUUGCUCUUUGUUUACUUUACAGAGCCAAACAACUGUAGCCUCCACAAGUUCUUCAUAUCAUUCAAUUUGAUCUUGUGUGUAAUCGCCAGUGCUGUAUCGAUUCUUCCCAGUGUUCAGGAGCAUCAACCUCGUAGUGGACUACUCCAAGCGUCCGUCGUGUCCCUCUAUGUGAUUUAUCUGACUUGGAGUGGAGUUUCUAACAGUCCAGAUCACGAGUGCAACCCUGGAUUAUUUGGAUCAAUCUCCCGCAACAACGUCAAGGAUCAGAACGCGAUAGCAUUCGACAAAGAGAGUGUAAUUGGGCUGAUAAUCUGGUUCAGCUGUGUUCUCUACAGUUCCCUCAGGACCGCCUCCAAGUCCUCCAAGAUCACCAUGUCUGAUAAAGUUCUCGUUAAUGACAACGGUGCUGUUCGCAACUCAGGAGAUCCUUCUCUUAUCGACAAUGAAGAUUAUGUUGCAGUAGAAGGUCGUAACGACGACGCUGAAGGCGGUGGUGAAACCAAAGUCUGGGAUAACGAGGAGGAUAAGGUCGCCUAUAACUGGAGCUUCUUCCAUCUCAUGUUUGCUCUCGCAACUCUCUACGUCAUGAUGACACUUACCAAUUGGUACCAGCCAAACUCAUCGCUGCAAACACUAAAUUCCAAUCCAGCUUCCAUGUGGGUGAAAAUAAUAUCGUCUUGGAUGUGUCUCGGUCUUUACGUCUGGUCCCUUGCAGCUCCUGCCGUCUUGACAAAUCGAGACUUUUCCUAAAUUCUCCAGUGUGCAUUUAUUGUUAAUUGAAAAAUCCGUGACUUCGUUUUACAUUUAGUAACGAUUGGAUAAAACGAGAUGAAUCAAAUAGAAAUUGAUGUUAUGCAGCUUCAGUUUUUUUUGUCAGCAUGAGAGCUACAUACAAGGUUCUCAGACAAAAUUGUCAAUAAAAUCAAUUCAUCUUGUUUUUCCUCCACUAUUCAAUUGAGAACAAAUACUAAAGAAAGUAUAAUAUAAGUUGGAAAACUUUCGUGAUAUUUCCAUCAACUGCGCCUUGAGCUAGUGUAUCCUUCGUUAUUUUCACAAUUUCUCCUCCUUUUUAUUGUUACCUGUGAUGAUUGAUAAUUUACAUCGGCAGAUUAUAAGUUUUCCUUUAUACGAAAAAGAAUUGAUUGAAAUUAAUAAACAAAUACUACGUAUACAAA